AUGUCCUUCUCUCCGUGCGGUUCCUUCCUCCUAUACGUAACAGCACCCCCUGGGGAGUGCAGCAGCAGCAGCAGCAGCAGCAGUUCUGCAGGUGCUGCUGGGGGGCCCCCUGUCUCAGGGUCUUGCUGCGGUACAGAAGGAGUUAUAGAGGGCGGGGGGCCCCCUCCAGCUGUACAGCAGGAGGUAGGCAUCAUUGAUAUAUUUGGAGACGAGUGCCUUACUACUUUCAUCCCUCUUAGAGGCGGAAGCAUCUGCGAAGAGGUUCCAGGGGUGCUGCAGGCUUUCUGGGCUGGGUCAUCCUCUCCUGCAGCAGCAGCAGCAGCAGCAGCAACAGCAGCAGCAACAGCUAAAACAGCAACACCUCCUGCAACAGCUGAUGCCUCUCUGGUGGUUGUUAUCACACAAAAAAGCGUAGAGCUCUUCAAGCCCCUGCACAAAGGAGACAGACAGGAGGCCCCCCUGACGGCGAUGCUGCUGCUGCUUCUACUGCUCCGCAGCAGCAGCAGCAGCAGCAAAGUUCAGCAGCAGCAGCAGCAGCAGCAGCUGCUGCUGCUGCUGCUGCUGCAACACCAUCGGGGCCUUCUGUGUUUGUCGUUGCUGUCGCCCAGCGAACCUUGCAGCCUUUUCUGCUGGAGCCCCGAACACUGGCGAAGCUUACUAAGACUAGCAAAGAUAGAGCUCAAUCUCCCGCUCUGGCAGUCCCUUGAAUAUCGAGAUGUAACACUCUUUUGUUUAUAUAACACAAUAUAUUGUAUACAUGCAGAUCCGCAUGCAGGAAGAGUUUCUUUAAGAGCAAUAACGGGCCCCCUUGAGCCUGAUACUGUCUUAGAUGCUCUAGCCCCAGGAGAGUUGCAGCUACUAGCCCUAGACAACAUGAUAGUAGUUUAUCAUGCAGGUCUUGAAUUAGUAUUGCUGUAUGAUCUUCAACAAGGUGUAUCAGGAGGGGGUGGUACAGCAUUAGCUUUAAUGAAACCCCCUAUGUUUGGUGUUCGAGGAUUGAAAGGAGACAGUGCAGCAGAAGAAGGAGACACAAAAACAGAUGCAGCAACUGCAACAGCAGCAACUGCAACAGCAACAGCAGCAACAGCAGCAACAGCAGCAGGGACAGGGAUAACAGCAACAGCAGCUGCAGCAGAAACUCCAGCAGCAGCAGCAGCAGCAAUUCUUAAUGCUCAGGAAUCGCUUACAGAUGUUGAGCUGCAAGCGCCUAACCUCGGGCUAGCGACUUUUGUGUCUCCUGACAUCGUCAUAGACUGUCAGUGCGGUGCUGUCUACCGCGUUGAGUUAAAUAUUCACGCCCUCAUUCACCGUCUCCUUAAAGAAAAGCAAUCGCUUUGUGCAGCAGUAGAAGUGCUGCAGAAUAGAUCGAACUGUAAGGCGGAGGUGCUGCGGCUGACGCUGCAUGCGCUGCGGUUGGAGACGCCUCUUGCGGCACUACAGCAUUUGCUGCUGCUGCUGAAUAUAAAAUAUAGAAAUGCAAUAGAGCAGGUCCCUCUGUCUCUUCUAGCAGCAGCAAAGCAGCAGCAAGCCUCAACUGAUGCUGCUGCUGCUGCUGCUGCUUCUGACGGAGGGGGGCGAGCUGCUGCUGGUGCUGGAGAAAAGGCUUCAGGCGCGUUGGACUCUGCAGCAGCAGCAGCAGCAGCAGCAGCAGCAGCAGCAGCAGCAGGGGCCUCAAGCGGGCGUGCUACUAUACCUCUUGAGUUGCUGCUGCAGUCUGUAGGCAGCCAGACAGUAAUAACAGAGAGAGAUAUUGUUCAGAGUGUGUUCCUUCCUUAUGCAUAUCAACACUACAAUCUGCCGCCCCACACUUCGCUGCUGGACUCGUGUUUUGCUGCUGCUGACGAGCCAACAGCAGCAGGAGAAGCAGCAGGAAGUGCGUCGAAGGCCUCUCCUGCUGCUUCUUGCUGCUUGACUCAGCGCAGCAGCAGCAGCAGCAUCGCCCCCUAUAUGCUGCAGGUGGCAAUGGAGUACACUCGGACGCUGCUGCUGCUGCAGAUAUUUCCUCACAAAGUGCUGCAGGCUUUUCUGUUUGAUUGCUGCGUCUUCUUUAAAAGAGGCGAUUUGCUGCGGCAGCUGCUGCAGUAUCAUUUGCUGCUGGACUCUGGAGACAUGCUGGGGAGGUUAGUUGCGGUGUGGAGACAGCUAGCAGCAGCAGCAGGAGCAGCAGCAGCAGGCAGCAGCAGCGCAGCAGCAGCAGCAGCAGAUGAACGCUGGCUGCGCCAAGCCUGCCUUGAUGCUGCACUAAGGCUGCGGCGCUGGGAUAUCAUUGUCUCUAUUCUUCUUGCUACUAAGCAGCAAAAGGAGAUAAUCCCUUUCUUGCGGCGCCACGACGCUCACGAAUUUCCUUUAAAAGUAAUUCUUCAUCAGGUUGCUGCUGAUGUAGAGACGCAGCAGGAGCAGCCGGGGCUGCUGCAGCAGCUGCUCGCUACAAUUCGUGCGUGGGAGAGUGAAGCACAAGCAGCAGCAGCAGCAGCAGCAGCAGCACCGGCAGCAGCAGCAGGAACAUCACAAGCAGCAGCAACUCGCGUUUGUCUACCCCCAAACCUACAAGACUGCGUUGCUUGGCUGCCCGGUGUUAAGGAGAAGCAGCAACACGCAGCAGCAGCAGCAGCAGCAGCAGCAGAAGCAGCAGCAACCCCACAUACUAAGGACCCUCAGCUUAUUAAAGCUAUCGGAGAGAUAGAAAGAGAAGCAUCUGAGGCCCCUCCUGUGGAGGGAGAAGAUGAUGCAGCAAGCGGGUGGCAGGCGCUGCAGCAACUCGAUUAA
Molecule: messenger RNA, 2766 nt
Organism: Eimeria acervulina
Lineage: Eukaryota; Apicomplexa; Conoidasida; Eucoccidiorida; Eimeriidae
Exons: 10
Coding region: 1-2766 (921 amino acids)
Biological process (GO): regulation of autophagy
Cellular component (GO): lysosomal membrane; Mon1-Ccz1 complex; late endosome membrane
Source: RefSeq, a predicted model, not a curated record